UGAAGAAGGGCAAAACAACAGAAAGAAAAGGAAGGGAGAGCUUUCUUGUCUCCUCCCGGCUGCUCCCCGGAGGCAGAAAUGGGAUUUUAUGUUUACGAAGUUGCAGCCUUUUCCGUGAGCUCCAGGUGCCCGAGGACUUGGAAGGAGUGAGAGGCAGAGUUAAUGAGGUUGUUCAUCUCCAAGAACAAGCAAUACUCAGACUGAAGGGGAAUACGCUGCGUGAAAAAUCAGAGAACUCCUUUUUUUUUUUUUUUUUUUUUAAAUUUUUCUUUGGAGAAGCUGAUUUCCCUUGGCAAGAGGGGGAAGGUGGAGAAAAUGAAGCCAAGUCUGCGAUUUUUCUUCGCCGGUUUUCUGUCGCUGAUUCUGCAGACAGGGCUUUGCUAUGGGAUAAAAUGGAUAGCUCUGUCCAAGACCCCCUCGGCUCUGGCCCUGAACCAGACCCAGCACUGCAAGCAGCUGGAGGGGCUGGUGGUGUCCCAGGUGCAGCUGUGCCGCAGCAACCUGGAGCUGAUGCAGACCAUCAUCCAGGCGGCACGAGAGGUCAUCAAGACCUGCCGCAAAACCUUCUCGGACAUGCGCUGGAACUGCUCCUCCAUUGAGCUGGCUCCCAACUACCUGCUGGACCUAGAGAGAGGCACAAGGGAGUCAGCAUUUGUGUAUGCCCUUUCUGCUGCUGCCAUCAGCCACACCAUUGCCAGGGCCUGCACCACCGGGGACCUCCCUGGCUGUUCCUGUGGUCCCAUCCCAGGUGAGACACCUGGACCUGGGUAUCGAUGGGGAGGAUGUGCAGACAACCUCAACUAUGGUCUUAUCAUGGGGUCCAAAUUUUCAGAUGCUCCCAUGAAGAUGAAAAAAUCAGGAUCACAAGCCAAUAAACUGAUGCAUCUGCACAACAGUGAAGUAGGGAGACAGGUCUUGAAAGCCUCUCUUGAAAUGAAAUGUAAGUGCCAUGGAGUUUCUGGGUCAUGCUCUAUCAAGACCUGUUGGAAAGGCCUUCAAGAGCUGCGAGACAUUGCACUGGACCUCAAAAACAAGUAUUUAUCUGCCACCAAGGUCGUUCACCGGCCCAUGGGCACACGCAAAUACCUCGUGCCAAAGGAUAUUGAUGUCAGGCCAGUUAAGGAGACAGAGCUGAUUUACCUGCAGAGCUCGCCUGAUUUCUGCAUGAAGAACGAGAAAGUGGGCUCACAUGGCACCCAGGACAGACAGUGCAACAAGACUUCCAACGGGAGCGACAGCUGCGACCUGAUGUGCUGUGGCAGAGGGUACAACCCCUACAUGGACAAAGUUGUGGAGAGGUGCCACUGCAAGUACCACUGGUGCUGCUACGUGACCUGCAAGAAGUGCGAGAGGACUGUCGAGAGAUACGUGUGCAAGUGAACCCCCUCCCCUGCCCCCCAGAGCUGAGACAGCAGCACCAGCACUACCCAGAGAACAGAAAACAUUGCCUUGACCAGAGGUCAUUUAUCUUGCAAAGACACAGACUCGAGGGAAGCUGGCAGGAGGAAAAGCGACCAAUCACACCAGUAAGAAUAAGACCCUUAAAAAAAACCUCCCAAAAAACCCCAAAAGCAACAAACCCACAAAUGUUUCCCCCCCAUCAACAAAAUGCUCUCUGAGAAGACAAAGCCUCAUUUGGGAUGGUACCUCCUUCAAAAAUACUUCCUAUGGUUGCCAGUGACGUCCAGCCAUCGAGUGCCUCAGUGUUCUGGGAAACAAAAGUAGAAACUUUCCCCAGGGGAAGAAAAGCAACUCCUGUUUGACAAUAACUGAGGCUCCCACCUGCCUGUGCCUUCCAGCACAGGGACUGAGUCUCCAUCGGGACCAUCCCAGAAGGGAAAACACCACAACUUUACAGCAAUAACUUUUUUGCCAAAGACUUAAUUUUUAGCAGGGAAUCACCCACUGGGAAUGAUAAAGGUGGAAAGGUUUCUGGUCAAUCCCCUGAAAGGAACAACUCAUUUUAUCCUUGCUUUUACACAGGUCUGCGACUUUGAAGUCGCUGCUGCAGGAAGGGCUGUCCUUGAUUUGUCCAGGCUGGAUGGGUUUUCAGAUUCAGCCAUGGAAAAAGUCCCCUGGGACUGGGAACCCCUGGGGGCAGGGAGUGUAGGGCAGCCUGAGAAGGACUUCUUGGGGCCCACGAGACAGUAGUGGGGCCGUCAGGACACAACAACAAAGUGAAGUCAGAAUCCAGCAGGAAAGUAAGACCAAAAGCAAGCCCCUGCUCUCUUUCUGUUUGCCCUUUGGGUGUGGUGCCCUUGGUUGCUGCCACUGUCCCACACUGGGCCAGCAAGUCCUUGGGGAAAUGUGCCACUGGCUCUUUUCCCUCGGCAGAACUGUCGGUCCAACCCCAAGACCCCGCGGAGAGCGGGGCAGUGCUGGCUGCAGGGAGGGCAGCCCUGGAGGGCAGCAGCCAUUCCCAGCAGAAGGGAGUGGGAACAUGCCAGUACUUCCCAUGGCCCUGCCCUGGCACAGCAGAGAACCACUACCUGUGGCUGUAAAUAUUUCCUUUUGUACGCGGCUAUACGGCAAUAUUUAUAUCUCGUGCUUUCCUCUACUCUGCUCCCUACGUAAACAUAUCUAUGUACUAUAAGCAAGCAUUACCCAGAGUGUGAAAUGAGCGCUGAAGUUACUGGGGCAGCAGCACAAUGUCAGAUGAUUGUGUUUCCUGCUUGGAUUUUCCCAGCUCUGAUUUUCCUCCCAGGGAUGGGAGAAGAGCAAGGCUCGAGGCACUCGAGAAGUUCCUCUAUUCCCUGCCUCCCCUGCCUCUUCAUUUGGAGCAGAAUCAGCCAAGAUACAGCCAAGACAAUGAAACAGAGCACUGGGAGAAGGGAAGAGUCACCGUUGUUGUUUUGCUAUUUUAUCAGUGACCCCUCUCAUUGGGAACAUUUCCCAGUGCCCCCGAGGAGCUCAAUAACAAACAGGACCAACUCCUCUCCUGGGGGUUUGCUCCUGGCUCCUGCACGUGGACAGGGGGAUGCUGUGCAGGGCAGCUUCUGCCUUAGGUUUGGUUCCUUUCUUUGCUCUGUUUUCCCUUUGCAGUGGGCAUCCAGCUCUGUGUCCCACUGAGGAAAGGCGACCUUGGGGAAGGAUGCUGCUGUGAUGUCCUUCACAUCAUUCCCCAUGCAGAAUGCUGUAAGCAGCCAAAAAAUCCCUCCUGCAAGAAUGUAGGGGGACACUGGCACUUUCCUAGGGGGGAAAUAUGGCAGUAACACCACAGCCUCUCCAAAUCCUCUUCUUUUCCCUGCUCAGCCAUUCUCUAGGGACCAACUGCCUCUGACAUGUCUGUGAACAGCCCUGGGGAGCUGGAGGAGAAAAGCAGCAAGGGCUGUGAGAGCAAAAUUCGAGAGAUUCUGUUCUCCUCAGCUCCUUUGCUUUGCUGGGAUGGGUUUGGCCUCCUGGCCCCCUUCCCUCCCCCAGCCACGAGCAGGCAAAGAGAGGCCUUCGGUGGUUUGUCAGUGGUUUGUGUUCUUGUCACCCCAUAAAAGCUGGUGGACUGAACGUCCCUGCAGUGCAGUGUGAUGAGUGCUGGGUGUCUCUGGGCUGACAUGCAGACAGGCUGGUGGCACAAAUCCCACUGCUCUCCAGCACCAGGAUCUGGCUUCCUUUGAUUCGUAAAGAACUCUCGUUCUUUUGAGGAAUUUUGUUUUCGUUUCCAGUUUCUGACGAAGCCAACAAGGCAGGGAUGUUCUGACCAAAGAAAAACUUGAGCAUUUCAAUGUUAUUCUGUAAUGACUCUUUUUCUUGCUCCCUUGCUGAUGUCCUGAGUCUUUCUGCUUGGUGAAAAAAAUAAUAAAAAGGAAGAAAUGCUCUCUAGGUACAUUUUUUCAGCUGCAUUCCGCUCCUCCCAUGUCAGACCUGUGAUCCUCCAGUGGCUUUCUCGUGUCAGAAGAAAGCACCACUUGGCAGAACAUUAGAGGGCGUGAGAAAACCUCUCAGGCACAUGCAGGUCGAGCAGGUGGGACAGGGACCUGCAGCAGAACCUCAGCCCUGGGACACCUCAUGCUUUGUGCCUGGUACUGGAGAUGCUGAGCUGAGGUGGCUGAAGUGUUUGGAGGUUCCAAACCUCUGCUGUCUUUGGAUAAUCCAUCCUGGGCUUCCUCUGAAUUUUACUGCUUUGGGAAAAGAGCCCGUGUGGCCCCAGCCCGUGGCUUAAGCUGUUGCUCUAUGAAUUCCCUCUGUUACACCACUUUUGCCACAGCUUCUGAGUGUCAGGGCCCUUUUUCUCUCUGGAGUAGCUGCACACUGCAUUUCCCUCGAAUACCAACUAGGAAUAAAGAGAGAAUGUGCACCACAGGGCCAUGCUGGUGGAAGGACUUGUGGUGCAGCUUCUCCAGAGCUGUCCCUGGUGCUUCACUCCUGGCCCAGCAGCAGAGCACAGGGAACUCAGGAGGGAGAAGUGUCCUCGCUCCCAGCUGCAAUUCCUGGUGCAAAACGUGCCUGCUUAACUGCCCAGUUAUUUCCACAGCCAGGGGGAGGUGUCCCUGCCCAUGGAAGGGGACAGUUCCACUGGAACUGGAUGAUCUCUGAGGUCCCUUCCAACCCAAACCAUUCCGUGUUUCCAUAGUUUUCUGUGUGGUCUCAAAGCUGUUUGGGAGCACAUCUGUCAGUUUUGCAAGGAAAAAUAUAUCCCUCCUUCCCUCCCCCAGGCCCUCAGCAACCAGUUUUCAAGGCUUUGCUCUGAAACAUGGAGAAACUUUCAGCCACUGAAUAAAAUGGUUUUAAUUCCUGGGAAUUAAUGCUACAGUUCCCUCUCUUACAACAUUCCCUACCACAUCCCAGCCACUGGUACAAUUUGGCCCAGCUCCACAUCCUACUGCACAGCACUGCUGAUUUACACUGGCUGGGAAAAAACACAUCUGAUUUCUUCCCAUAAAUCCUAUAAUUUCAAAAUCUUACGCUGUUACCCCAGAGGGAAACGGGUAAACCAUCUGGAAGAGUGUUAUGUUGGUGGCUUUGUAUCAUUUAUUAAUUUGGAAAAAUAUCUAUGAUUUAAUGAAACUGUUUGGACUUAAUGCUAUUUCCAAAUCUGAGGGUUUACACCCUGUGUACAUCCAGCUGGCUUUGUGUUUUUUGAUGAAUUCCCCCCCAUCCUCACCCCCUUCCAGUUUUAUAUCAUUUAGAUUUCUCCCUAAGGUAGGCAAAUGACAGUCAUUACAAAAAACUCCCGUCUGAUUGCUUGUUUUAGUCCACAAAAACAGAAGGUAUCUUAAUCAUGCUAAAGCAGACAGCCCACAGUGUUUCAUGUGCAGCUAGAAAAGCCCUUGAUGAGGGGAAGGGGAGUGAGGAAAGGAGGCAGAAAUCUGAGUACAAUUAACAGAGUCUUUGGCAGGAAAAUGAUAAAAGAGUCCCCGAGGGACCAUCCCUUUUCCUGCUGGAAAGAGAUCCUUGCAGCACCUUCCAGGUGAGCCAGACCUGUGCUGCCCAGCACCAGGCACCUGCCUGGGGAAGAUGGUGGGAGGAAGCUCUGGAGGUGCUUGAUGUGGGGAACAAGUGGAAAAUUCAGCCCUGGGACUCCUUGGUGUUACCCCCCACCCGUGAGGAAGGGUUUGCCUUCCCUGCCUCAGGUUGUGAGACAUCACUGCUUUGCUCCCCAGAGCAUCACAGGCAGGACUUUCUCCUCUGCACAGGGAGACAGAGUUGAGAACAAGGUUUGAGAGAGGCAGAGAAAUAACAGGAAACUUCAAAUCCACCUGAGAUUAAUGACUUUAACAUGUACAACCUGUUGUGUUGUGUUUUGUUUUCCUCUUGGGACCAGUUUCAUCAGUCAGACAGAGUUUGAUUAAAUGUCUCAGCAGAGCUAUGGUUUGUUCAUCUAGAGCACAGAUUACCCUCUGUUCAUGGAAGCAGCAUUAGCUGUGUUUUCGAAUUGUAAGAGCUACAAUAAUAA
Chiroxiphia lanceolata (lance-tailed manakin) is the source of this 5890-nucleotide messenger RNA. RefSeq names its product Wnt family member 11 (gene WNT11). The record is from RefSeq and is a predicted model, not a curated record. Lineage: Eukaryota; Metazoa; Chordata; Aves; Passeriformes; Pipridae. Bases 316 to 1380 code for a protein of 354 amino acids. The transcript has 6 exons. Gene Ontology annotation, cellular component: extracellular region. Gene Ontology annotation, biological process: canonical Wnt signaling pathway; cell fate commitment; neuron differentiation. Gene Ontology annotation, molecular function: frizzled binding; cytokine activity.